This is a messenger RNA of Lonchura striata (white-rumped munia), 1124 nucleotides long. The record is from RefSeq and is a predicted model, not a curated record. Lineage: Eukaryota; Metazoa; Chordata; Aves; Passeriformes; Estrildidae.
AUGCACGGGGUGAUGCUGCUGCGAGGAUGCACAUGGUGCUGCUACUGUGAGGAUGCACGGGGUGAUGCUCUGCCCAUGUCCAGCAGCCACAUCAAUGUCUACAGCGGGGACCCGCAGGUGACGGCGUCGCUCGUUGGUGUCACCAGCAGCUCCUGCCCCGCCGACCUCACCCAGAAGAGAGAACUCACAGAUGCCGAGAGCCGAGCCCUGGCCAAAGAGCGCCAGAAGAAAGACAAUCACAACCUGAGUGAGUUCAGCUCCUCCUUUCCCUCCCCUGACCCCACAUCUCCCUACCACCAGCUGGACUUUACCCACAGCCUGAGCUUCGAGGACGGCUCCCAGGGUUUUCCAGACAGCGCUUCCUUCCCGUCCCUGUCCAAGAAGGAGCUGGACUUGAUGCUGCUGCAGGACACGAUGCUGCCCCUGGCCUCUGACCCCUUGUUCUCGGCCAUGUCCCCGGAGGCCUCCAAGGGCAGCAGCCGCCGCAGCAGCUUCAGCAUGGAGGACGCGGACAUGCUGUGAGGGGAGCAGCCGGGGCAGCUCGGCCGGGCCAGCCCCAGGACACCCCUGGCAGGAGGAGCCCGUCCCCCACGCACCGGAUCUCCCCUGCAGUUCCUUUCUCUAUGCAACCGGGGCUCGGGUCGGGCGCCGCCGUGCCCUUCGCAGCUUCUUUUGGCCAGGAGAGGGGAAUGGACCUUGCUGGCUUCGCCGUGGCGCUGGCCUGAGUGCAGAUCCCACAGGUCCCUCAGAUCCCACAGAUCCCACAGGUCACACAGGUCACACAGAUCUUACAGGUCCCACAGGUCCCUCAGAUCCCACAGAUCCCACAGGUCCCUCAGAUCCCACAGAUCCCACAGGUCCCACAGAUCCCACAGAUCCCACAGCCUGGCUGCAGAUCCCACAGGUCCCUCAGAUUUCACAGAUCCCACAGGUCCCACAGAUCCCACAGAUCCUACAGGUCCCACAGGUCCCUCAGAUCCCACAGGUCCCUCAGAUCCCACAGGUCACACAGAUUCCACAGGUCACACAGAUCCUACAGAUCCCACAGAUCCCACAGCCUGGCUGCAGAUCCCACAGCCUGGCUGUGGAUCCCACAGAUCCCACAGAUCCUACAGAUCCCACAG